AUGGCUGUGUUCAUUGGAUUGCAGGUUGGAGCAUGCACAGUUGUUUCUGCAGUCCAGUACGGUAUGAACAGAGCUUGGGCCCGGAAUUGGGUUAAGGUGAAUGCGCAAAGUCUCAUCAUCAAAGACCACCUGGACCACGGAAUUCUUGACCUUCUUUGGUACAUCAUUUUCGAGAUAGCCAGAGUCACAGUCAUCAACAGUGACCCUCUCAACAGAUUCUAUGUACAAAACCUCUACACGUGGCCACUCACUCUCGUUGAACCGAAUCGCACUCGGCUCAUUCAGAUAACCUUCGCCCUACAGUGCGUCCUUGUUAUUCGCGGCGUUAUAGCCCGACUCCUCUACUGGAUAGUAAAGUUUGCAUUACUCACCAGAUUACAAGAAGACUUAUUAGAAUAUCUAGCUAGCUACCAUGCCUUACUCACAUUCACUCUUGUCGACAAUAUCACGCAGUGUGCAAGUACACUGGAGUUUGUACAACAUGUCUACGAGAUGCGAAAGUGUCUGGAAGAUGGCAACGCCGGACUCCGGUCAUUUAUGUGUAUCCUGUGGCUGCGCGAUUCGCUGGUUAACUUUUUGGACAACCAGGGACACAUGGUGCCCAUCUCGGAUCGAAAUCACUGUAAAAGCUUUGCUGUCCAAAGAUUCGCUGAAAUCUGCGAUUACCUCCAUGCCAAUAGAUCUGAUAUGUCGCCCAAACAAACAGUUGAUGAAGAGACCGGCUUAGAUCUGGGAGACGACCAUUUGACUGCGUUGGUAUUGAAAGAAAUGAAGACACUUGAAAGUGACAAUAAUGUUCGAAUUCAUGAGAAUUUGUUGGACCUGUAUUUCCAUCCCGACAUUGUGCCUAUUCUCAAGUCUAGAAUGGCUGAUCGUGAUGGUUUCAUCUCUACAGGUAACUUCUUACAGAGUGCUGCGGGUAUCUGCGAACUACGCCGGUCAGUAAUGGCGAGUUACUACGCUCAAAAAAGAGCACUUCCUGUCAUCGAACUUCUUAUUAGCCACUUGAGUUUCAUCCUCUCAGCCAUUGCCAUCCUGGGCUACUUGGAUGUUAACAUGAGUACCUUGAUUGUUUCCGGCGCCGCCGUUUUUAGUGGCACAACUGUGGCCCUAAGUUUCGUUUAUACAGACUUCAUACAAUCCACCAUCCUUACUGUAUUUACCAAUCCGUAUGACAAUGGAGACAGGGUUAGAAUAAAUGACGUCCUACAUAUCGUUAAGAAAAUCAAUGUAUAUACAACUCAAUUUGAGACCUUGGAAGGCAAAAUCUUAUAUUUGCCUCAUGUGAACUUGCGCUCGAUGCAAAUUGUGAAUGAGUCGAGGUCGGUGAAUGCUUCGAUAUGCGUGCCUCUCAGAAUGAGCACCAAGACCACGGGUGUGCAGUUGGAGGCUUUGAAGGUCCUUUUACAGAACUAUCUAGAUUGCAACUCUACAAACUGGUAUCGGGACUCAUUGUUUAUGUUGAUCAGUGAUUUCAAGGUGCAGCAGUAUUUGGAAGUGACGAUUUGGGCUACGCUUGGUAGUGGCUGGGGCUCAUGGCGGUUUGUGCAUGAUAACAAGACACUUUGGUAUCAAUACAUCAGCCGUACUGCGGACCUGUUACAAUUAGAAUUCGCACUGCCUGAGCAACCCAUCAAGUUCCAUCCGACUUCUCAUCAAAUUCCUGAAGUGAGCACACUGGAUGAAUCUCCAGAGAACGACUACACUCCUAACCAACGGUGGUAG
This is a messenger RNA of Gregarina niphandrodes, 1725 nucleotides long. RefSeq names its product mechanosensitive ion channel family protein. Gene Ontology annotation, biological process: monoatomic anion transport; transmembrane transport. NCBI's taxonomy places the organism in Eukaryota, Apicomplexa, Conoidasida, Eugregarinorida, Gregarinidae. Gene Ontology annotation, molecular function: mechanosensitive monoatomic ion channel activity. The record is from RefSeq and is a predicted model, not a curated record. Gene Ontology annotation, cellular component: plasma membrane. Bases 1 to 1725 code for a protein of 574 amino acids. The transcript is spliced from 4 exons.